AUGAAGUUAUUUUCUUCUACUACUACUUUAAUUGGCUUCAUUAGGAUAGCUAUUAUUGCCUUAGCUCAUGUUGUUGUUGUUGCUAAUGCAGCCAAUGUGACAUAUUCAGUCGUCGCUUUCCCCGGUAAAAAUGAAAUGGUAGCUGUUCAUAUAAAUGGAACAAACUAUCCUCUUCGAACAAGUCCAUUAAGUGCUAACCUUUUCACUGGAUCUGCUCCCUUUGGUUCUAAUUAUCAAUAUGUUUAUUUGGCGCCGGGCGAUAAACAAAGACCCGAGUCUACUGUUCGUCAUUUGACUAAUACUUCUAUUACAUCUACUGGAAAUGAAUUCUUUAAUCGAUCUAAAACUAUUUAUGAUGUUCCAGAGCUUCCUCGUGCUUUUAAUCCUAUUUAUCCUGCACUUCAUAGUGGUCUAGGCAAAUCAAAUGAAAUUUCUACUAUACUUUUAAAUGUUGAUUUCAAAAGUCUACAAAAAAUUCUUAAAGCUCCUUUAAAGGAACAUAAAUUUGCUGAAGUAUAUAAUAUGACUUUUAUCUCUCAUAAUGAAGUCUUCAAUUAUCAAGGCGCAGGUAUCAAGAAUAGUGGCCAAUCAUCUAGAGAGUUUGCUAAACAAUCCUUCAAGAUUAAAUUCAAUAAAUUUAAUAAUGCCACAAGGGAUGAACUUUAUGGUCGUCGUGCUCUCAAGUUACGCGCAGAGGCUACAGAUCCUAGUAUGGCCAGAGAAAAGUUAUUAUUAGAUUCCUUGAAUGCGGCUGGUGCUGCAACAUUGAGCGGCGAUUGGGUUCGUUUAUUUGUCAAUAAUAAACCCUUUGGCUUAUAUCUCAUGAUAGAUGAAACAUAUAAGGGCUUUACUGAAAACCUUCUUCAUGGUGGCAACGUAACUGAGGGCACUGGCGUGACGUUUAAAUGUAAUGCGAUCGAUCAUAAAAGGGAAGCCAAUCUUGUCUAUCAUGGUAAUAAUAAUGCAAGCUAUGACUUUGAGGAUGUCUACAUCUUUGAUAAUGAAGGCAGAGAUAAGAAUAUCACAAAGGAUCAUUAUACAGCUCCUAUCAUUGACUUUAUGAGUAGAUUGAAUCAAACGACGAUCCCUGGUAGUAAUGUGACUAUUACUGACUUGGUCGACAGUGCUGAAAAUACCAUGAUUCAUAUCGCCUUAAGUUUCUUGACCGGGUCCUGGGAUGGCUUCUGGUAUCAAGCUAGUAACUUUUAUUUGAAUCAAAACUGGCAAACAACGAAAUGGUACUUGAUCACUUAUGAUUUUGAUGAAACCUUUGGUAACGGACUUGAGGUCCCCGAACUAAUGACAACCCCUUAUCAAAACUAUUCUCGUCCUGGCUCUCAACGUCCUCUUGUCGAUGCAUUCAUCAAAUCUCCUUAUUAUGAACCCAAAUUCCGAGACAUCCUCAAAACCAUCGUUCAAACUUUCUUUAAUCCUCGUGUGAUAAAACCUAGACUUGAGGCAUGGAUGGAGAUGUUAAAAGAAGAUAUGGAAUGGGACUCAAGUCUUCCUUAUCGUUCCCCUGGCCAAAAGAGUCAUUUUAAUGUCAACAAUAUGUUGACUACUUCGCAUGGUACCAUCGGUGUCCUUGAAUGGAUCUCUAAUCGUACUAACGCUCUUUCUCAUCAACUUAAUUUCACAUAUACUGCUAACAACUAA
Molecule: messenger RNA, 1656 nt
Organism: Cokeromyces recurvatus
Lineage: Eukaryota; Fungi; Mucoromycota; Mucoromycetes; Mucorales; Mucoraceae
Product: coth protein-domain-containing protein
Exons: 2
Coding region: 1-1656 (551 amino acids)
Source: RefSeq, a predicted model, not a curated record